AAGCAGACGACAGGACGUGCCCUGCAGUAAUGAGCAGCACGCGAGGCGGAAAGCGGGCACGUAGGUAGAUCACGUUCAGAGACGCCGACCUACAUGCAGCACUUCUGCUACUGGAUAUCACAAUCGAUUGAUAACCCAGGUUGCAACCAUUCGCCGUUACGAAUUGUAGCGCAACUGAGUUAUCCUUCAGCGUACCAGAAGGACUUGUGACACUUGCUAACUUCGUGCUCGCCAGUUCCGGACGUUCCAACAGCGGCCGCUGGAUGUUUACGUCUGUCGCAGUCGACUGUACGGACACAAACCGGUUUGUCGGGGACACGUUCCUGUGAAAGCGAACGCCGUCGGGUUCGGAUAUGAGGGCCCGAAUUCUAUUCUCCUGGAUCCUAGCCUGGGUCCAGCUGAGACAUGCAACGUCCUUCUCCAUUGAGGUUUGGUGUGACGCAAAGGACGCACGGACGACUACGACGCGCGUGGUAAUGGGGAAGCUCAGAGCCAGUGCCAAUACCACUGUGGACCAAUUCUUCAAAGAUCACAAGGAGAAGAUUCACGACAACUGCUUAAAACAUUGUUGUAAUUUAGGUACCUGCCUUGUGGGAACUGUUAAGGAAUCUGGAAACACCACAGCGUGCCUUGUGUAUGGUUCGUACGUUAAAGAUCUCUGCACCUUUACAAAAACAGCAGGUGAGACGAUCUGUCACAGAAACACAAUUGCUAUGCCACUUGCGGCGACUCUACUGGGUUCAUCUUCGCUCGCUGAAGUCGCUUCUACUACUGCUAGUGCCUUCACGAGAAGUAUGAACACAACAUCUAAACCCGAGACCACACGUUCCAGCAGUACGACAAAACCAACGACAACAGAAUCCGCAACGACAUCUGAACAUACAACUAUGAGGAUAGACCUCACCCGCGACGAGGCGUGGCAUCACUUAUUGAAGUUACUAAAGUCUUCUGUAAAACCGAGGAAAGGGGUGCAAUUUAAUGCGAACAGUAUAGCAGGAUCUAUGACUACAGUAUCAAAGGAUGCUGUUUACAAGAAAACAAUGCUGACGAAACCACAAAGCCUAAUACAUGAGCAUCCAGCUUCCGUUGUUGCAUCCACCCCAGCUACCACAGAAGAGACAACUUACACAGAAGCAAAUUUGCAAGAAGAAGCAAGUUCUACUACCACAGUAAGGUCAACAAUUACAGCAACAUCUGCAGUGGACCUUACGACUACAAACAGAGCAACUGUCACUACAACUCCAGUGACAACAACAAGCACAGCAACAACUGAAAGUCCUACAACUACCACAAGUUCAACAAUCACGUCAAGAUCAACAGACACUACAACGCCAGUGACAACCACAAGCCCAUCAGUAACAACUGAAAAUCCAGCGACUACCAGGAGCCCAACAACUGCAUCAAGACCAACAGUCACCACAACCUCAAAGACGACUACAAGACCAGCAAGAACUGAAGAUCCAUCAACUACCAGAAACCCAACAACUGCAUCAAGACCUACAGUCACCACGACCCCAGCGACGACUACAAGCCGAGGAACAACUGAAAGUCCAACACAUCCAACAAGUGCAAGGCAAAUGACAACAACAAGCUCCCCUACUACAGCUCCAAUGACGACAACCUCAACAACUGUAUUCCUUGCUACACAGACGGCUACAUCGGCGCCACCCUUGUGGGAGACUAUGCUUACCCGGUCGAACCAUUCAAGCACUGCAGAAACUCCUGCUACAUCUACUGCAAUACCUCAGUCCCCACGUAUCAAAAUUCAAGAGUCAUCCACCUCAAGUGCUGUGAAGGACACGGCUCCAGUACGUGUCCACGCUCACACAACGUUUGUCGUCGAAGUUGACCAUAAUGAGGAGUCAGCGCCUAUGGGUCUGAUCGUUGGGCUGAGCUUAGGCCUGGUGUUUAUUUUCAUUGUCCUGGGAGUUGUCGGUCGACAGAUCCUGGAGUUGUGGCAGAGGAGACACUAUUCACGUAUGGAUUUUUUGGUGGACGGCAUGUAUCAUUGAGGUAGACGCUUCAGUGGCAUCGCGUUUCUUGUGCCUUAGAAUUUGUGCUUCAUAUUGGAGUCACUAUAAACAAAACUGCAAUGUGAGCCAUCUGACUGGUUCAAACAUGUGAGCAGCAGCGGGACUAGUAAACUCGCUUGUGAUCUUCCAGUGAUUAAAUUAUAGUCACAAAAAUGAGAGUGUUAUGUAAAUAGAUAGGGCUUCCAUAACUCGUACAGCUUCUUUUAUACCUAAGUCACAAUAUGAAAUGGAACAAACGUCUGGACUGCGACUUGCAGGUAGAUUUUACUGGAAGCUUUGUAUAUAAUAGUAACUUUAUUCCACGAAAAGUCAAGUACUUAACUGACAAUAGGCCUUUAUAAACAGCUGAUAGCCUACGCAAAGUUAUUGAAUAAAUUAUUCUGUUGAA
Messenger RNA from Ornithodoros turicata, 2421 nucleotides. RefSeq names its product mucin-5AC-like. The transcript is spliced from 3 exons. Lineage: Eukaryota; Metazoa; Arthropoda; Arachnida; Ixodida; Argasidae. The record is from RefSeq and is a predicted model, not a curated record. Bases 354 to 2012 code for a protein of 552 amino acids.